AGCAGAUGUAACACCAAUAAAAAAAAUAGGAAUUCUGAUGUCGGGGUGACGUUGCACAUGGGAGGGUCCAUUCCCAUUUCUGAGCAUUGUAGACGAUACGAAGAAAAACAUAUAUGGUGUCUCCGCACCGCCCGAUGUGAUGUUUUUGAUCACGCAUACGAAGAAGGAAGAUGGUUCAUUUGUCACACCGAAAGCGCAGAAAGUGUUUGAGUCAUAUGAGGAGCUGAAAUCAAAAGACACAACUGCUAAACCUCAGGAUUUGAUGCUAAAGGCUGUCGGUGGACGAAAGAAAGGCGGCAAAGUUUCUGGAUAUGGUUCCGCUAGUAUGUACUAUUUUCCAUGUACCUCCACUACUCAAGAUCAUUCAGAAAAGUCAUACGAAGAUAACUUAUGGAAGCAGCGAAUGAGUGAACUUGAGAAAUCCAAUAAUCUACUUUUGGAAACAAACAAAGAGCUCCUACAGUUUAAACAAACUGCUUCAGCUACCAUUGACCAAAUGCAGCGUUCGAUGUGCAUGUUCCAACCGUCACAAAGCAUGUUCCCAAGUAUGUUUCCACCUCAAAAUAUUCAGCAAGCUUCGGUGAUGGGUUUGCUUCCACAACAUCAACAACAAACUAGUUAUAUGAAUGAUCUUCUGAAACAACCUCAAUUGGGAUCUUACAUGAGUAUGUUAAUGCCACAAGCUCCACAAGCAAUCCAUGCUACC
Messenger RNA from Cuscuta europaea, 706 nucleotides. The record is from the annotation of a GenBank genome assembly. NCBI's taxonomy places the organism in Eukaryota, Viridiplantae, Streptophyta, Magnoliopsida, Solanales, Convolvulaceae.